AUGGCCUGUAUUAAGCUAAAAACCCUUGAAGAGUAUCUGCAGGGAGUGGACGAUUUCGACUCGCCGAAAGUGUCGCUGGAGCAGUACAUCACCCCAUCGCAUAUCGCUAGCCAGGCGUUGUACGCGGUGCAAACCAAGUACGGUGACCUGGAGGGUCGGACGGUUCUAGAUCUCGGCUGCGGGACUGGUAUGCUUUCGAUUGGUGCUGCAAUGCUCGGUGCUGCUCUGGUAGUUGGAUCAGAAAUCGACACGGAUGCCGUAAAGGCUUUCCAGAACAACUGCGAUGAGUUCAAUCUGUACAACGUUGAUUGCGUGCAGGCAGAUGUACUGCAGAUCAAGGGCCUGUACGGGAAUUCUAGCUUCGAUACGGUACUGAUGAAUCCACCCUUUGGCACGAAACGGAAUGCCGGAAUCGACAUGGUUUUUCUGCGCACCGGUCUUGAGCUGGCCCGUGGUGCCGUCUACUCGAUGCAUAAAACCUCCACCAGAGAUCAUAUAACUCGGAAGGCGGCCGAAUGGGGCAUAAAAGCAUCAGUUGUGGCCGAGCUGCGCUACAAUCUCUCUUCAUCGUACAAGUUCCACCGUCACCGUAGCGUGGAUAUAGCUGUGGAUUUUUGGCGUUUCGUACCGUCACCGCAAGAUAUCAGGAAGAUCUGAAGCUAAAAUGCGCCCGGAAUAAUAAAAUGCGUUAUCCUUACCGA
This is a messenger RNA of Anopheles aquasalis, 701 nucleotides long. RefSeq names its product Methyltransferase like 5 (gene Mettl5). Gene Ontology annotation, biological process: rRNA methylation. NCBI's taxonomy places the organism in Eukaryota, Metazoa, Arthropoda, Insecta, Diptera, Culicidae. Gene Ontology annotation, molecular function: rRNA (adenine-N6,N6-)-dimethyltransferase activity; rRNA (adenine-N6-)-methyltransferase activity; nucleic acid binding. The record is from RefSeq and is a predicted model, not a curated record.